ACAGCUGUAAUGCAGAAAUAAAUACAAAAUGAAUUUAGCAGAAGCGUAAAGUUUUACACCCUAGUGAGUCUCAUGUUUUCAACUUUCCGCUGCCACUCCGUUUUUCUUCAAGCACUAAAAUCACCACUGAGGAAAGGGAAAUUUAGUGCUCUUCCAGUUGCUCCUUUGUCUGUCAAGACAAGAAUACAACUUAUAGAAGAAAAUUUAAUAGGGGGAAAUACAGUAUUGUUCAUUAAAAGGUUUCAUAAAAUGGAAUGCUGUGGAAAUAGUUGUGGAACAGAUUUUGCAAAGGAAACAUUAAAGCAAAGGUUGACGCCACAACAGUACCAGGUUACCCAAGAAAAGGACACGGAAAGGCCAUAUAGUGGAAAAUACUGCAAGCAUUUUGAGAAAGGAAUUUACAAUUGUAUUGUGUGUAGUCAAAACCUUUUUUCAUCAGAAGCUAAAUAUGAUUCUAAGUGUGGUUGGCCAGCAUUUUUUGAUGUUAUAAAUAGCAGCCAUGUUAAACUUAAGAAUGAUUUGUCUCAUGUGAGUUGUAAUCUUCUUCUCCUCACUAUGAAAACAGACAUGAAGCGGACUGAAGUAUGCUGUUCGAAAUGUGGAGCUCAUUUGGGACAUGUAUUUGAUGAUGGGCCAAAACCUACCGGAAAACGUUACUGCAUAAAUUCAGCAGCAUUAGAUUUUAAGAAAUCUGAAGAGGACUGAAAUUUUAGCUGUGCAACAUUUUCUACUGAAGACUUUUUAAACUGUUAAAUUAGGUGAUUUGAAAGUAACUGCUUUGUUGUAUUUGUUAGGGUUUUUGUGCAUCUAAAACAUAAUCUCUGUUUCUAUUGCAAUUUAUAUGUAUAUAAAUUGUGUGCAAUAAUUAAAUUAGAUGUUUAUGCUUCUUAAUCAAACUAAGUUAUUAUUAUUACUUUUUAAUAAGUGAAAGGAAAUUUAAAUUUUAUACUCAAAUAUACACAUCAAGUUGAAUGUAAAGCAUGCAUGAAAUUGUUUUAAACAUAGAGCAACGAAAACAGAGUAACCCGUUAAUGAUGCAGUGGCACAAGGGAUUUACCCCCCCCCCCCC
Uloborus diversus is the source of this 1069-nucleotide messenger RNA. RefSeq names its product methionine-R-sulfoxide reductase B1-like (gene SelR). Gene Ontology annotation, biological process: protein repair; response to oxidative stress. Bases 73 to 705 code for a protein of 210 amino acids. NCBI's taxonomy places the organism in Eukaryota, Metazoa, Arthropoda, Arachnida, Araneae, Uloboridae. The record is from RefSeq and is a predicted model, not a curated record. Gene Ontology annotation, molecular function: peptide-methionine (R)-S-oxide reductase activity. The transcript is spliced from 5 exons. Gene Ontology annotation, cellular component: cytoplasm.